Molecule: messenger RNA, 1903 nt
Organism: Cotesia glomerata
Lineage: Eukaryota; Metazoa; Arthropoda; Insecta; Hymenoptera; Braconidae
Exons: 8
Coding region: 1-1620 (539 amino acids)
Source: RefSeq, a predicted model, not a curated record
AUGAGUAAAGUUCGAAAAACGAAACAUGCACUGAUUUGGUGGAUAGAUACUAAAGAAACGGAUAUUCUACCUUUGAUAAAGAUACCCAAAGAACACCGAAAGUUACAUGCUGUGGCAGAACUAACAUGGGUAGAUAAUAAAACAAAACGGACGUCAAAAUCUAAAAUGAAAGUAUUAGCAAUCGAUACUAAUGCAAAAAAUCUCAAAAAUAUGCUCAUAAAUACAAAUGGUGAAAUAACAACUCCGUCUGACAAGAUAUUUAAUCCUGAAGUUAUAGAUAAAAGAAAACAAUUGAUCGAGAAUAUAAAGUUACAGAACGGUAUUAAAACCUCGAACAGAAAUAAAAUUGAGACAAAAAUCCUGAGCCAAAAGCCUAUUCUGAGUAAACUUUUUCCAUUUCACAAUCAAAAUCAAUUUGUCAACCAAGCUAACUAUACAUCAAUUCCGUCGACUUCUUCCAAUCUGGGACAAGCUUUUCAAGCCUUGAGUUCUUCUACUCCAGAAUCAACUUCUCAAAAGUUCUUUAACCCGGUAUCAACUUCUCAGCUUGAAACCACUUCUAGCCAAGCACAAUCACCUCAAUUUCAACCUUUUUUGACUCAAUUACAAGCUUCUUCAACUCUGUGUACUUCAGUACAGAAAAAUAAUGAUUAUUUUUCCUCGAAACCCAGUAUUAUUUCUACACUGAAUUAUGAUCAACAGGAUACGUAUGAGUUUCCGCCGAAUGUACAUACAAGACCUGUUGGUCAAGUAAUUAAUUUAAGAAAUGUAAAUCAAUCUACUACAAAUGCACAAGAGACACCUGUUUCUCAAAAUAUUCAGGAAAAUGAAAGAAUGUAUGAAAAUGAAAAAACGGUUACAGUUGUAAAAUCAGUAGUACCAUCUAAUGAAAUGACAAAUUUACUUUCUCAAUUGGUCCCCAAAAAACUUACAUUAGAAGUCGUUGAGUUCGUGGAGGCACUUGCAAUCAAUCUGAGACAUAAAUAUAAUGAAGAGCAUCACAACACUUCAAAAGAAUCAGUUUUUACACUUCCAAUGCAGUAUUUUGAAAGCGGCAAGGAUAAAGUUGAAAUAUCGCCAGGCAUUGGCUUUUACAUGUGUAAAAGCGUUUUAUCAGACAUUAAAGAAAGGGCUUCAAACAACUGGCGGGAAUUAGUGAUCAUAACACUAGAUGAAGUAUAUGGCAAGAAAUUGCCUAACUUCUCAGCCAAAGGACGUAAAUCAAACAAACGGCCAGGAAUUAACAGUACAUUUUUUAAAGGACUUUACUGUUGGGCAAAAAAAAUUGAUAAUUCCAUUACACUAAAACAAUUCACUAAGGCCAUAAAUGAUCAUGCUGGUAAUCUACGGAAAUCUAAAAAUAAACAAACAAAACAGAAUGAUAAAAGACGGUCUCGUAUAAUCGUUUCUGAUGAAGAAGAAAUGAGUGUUGAAGAAGAUUAUACGGAAGAUGAAGAUGAAACAGAUGAAGACAAAGAAAACGCAAAUGAAGAUGGAGACAAAAAAGAUGGAAACAAAGAAGACGAAGUGCUGGACAACAAUGACAAUAAUGAUGAAACAAUUGAAAAAAACCAACAUUUGGAAUAUUAUUCUGAUGAAAGUUUUCUAUUAUCAUAUUAAUAAAAAAUAAAGUAUUAAUCAUCGUUCAAAUUGCUUCAAUAAAAUUGUUUAGAACCAUCAUUGAAUAUUUUGUUUAUUAUAGCUAUUCAAAGUAUCACCACUAUGUUUAUUAUUCGAAUAGUCACUAUUGUAUUAAUUAAUCUUACAUUCUAUCGUAGGGAUGGCCUUUAGGGUGAACCGUUUUUCUAAUUUUUUUUUGCUGGAAUCAAAUUAAACUGUUAUUUAUUCGAGCUCAUUUCUGUAAAACCUAAAAAGAUAAUUUUGUUACGAGGAAAAUUUUUAU